This is a messenger RNA of Carlito syrichta (Philippine tarsier), 2386 nucleotides long. RefSeq names its product LysM domain containing 3 (gene LYSMD3). Lineage: Eukaryota; Metazoa; Chordata; Mammalia; Primates; Tarsiidae. Gene Ontology annotation, biological process: Golgi organization. The transcript is spliced from 2 exons. Gene Ontology annotation, cellular component: Golgi apparatus. The coding region runs from base 17 to 937 and encodes 306 amino acids. The record is from RefSeq and is a predicted model, not a curated record.
UUCAGAUUUGAACAGUAUGGCAGGAAGGCAUCAGAAUCGCAGCUUUCCUCUUCCAGGAGUUCAGUCAAGUGGUCAAGUACAUGCAUUUGGAAAUUGUACAGACAGUGAUGUGUUGGAGGACGAUGCUGAAGUGUAUGAGCUAAGAGCCAGAGGAAAAGAGAAAGUCCGAAGAAGUACAUCAAGAGACAGACUUGAUGACAUUAUAGUAUUAACAAAAGAUAUCCAAGAAGGAGACACUUUAAAUGCAAUAGCCCUUCAGUACUGUUGUACGGUAGCAGACAUCAAGAGAGUUAACAAUCUCAUCAGCGAUCAAGACUUUUUUGCCCUUAGGGCUGUCAAAAUUCCAGUAAAAAAGUUUAGUUCCUUGACUGAAACACUUUGUCCUCCCAAAGGAAGACAGGCCUCACGUCACUCAUCUGUUCAGUACUCUUCAGAACCACAGGACAUUUUGCCAGCUGUUGAUUCUCUUUCUUCCAGUGAGUCAGCUGGUAGCUUUUUAAAAGAAGUAGACCGAGACAUAGAACAAAUAGUCAAGUGCACAGACAACAAGAGAGAGAACCUCGAUGAGGUGGUGUCUGCCUUAACAGCACAGCAAGUGCGUUUUGAGUCUGAUAACAGAAGCACUCAGCAUAAGGAUCCCUAUUACGGAGCAGACUGGGGAAUAGGGUGGUGGACGGCUGUGGUGAUCAUGUUGAUAGUAGGUAUAAUAACACCAGUAUUUUAUUUGCUGUAUUAUGAAAUUUUAGCUAAAGUGGAUGUUAGUCACCAUUCAACAGUGGACUCUUCACAUCUGCAGUCAGGAAUCACACCCCCAUCACAGCAGAGAGAAGUGGAACAUGGAAUUGCUCCAACCAAAGGAACACACCUCAGCCAACAAGAUGAUCAUAAACUGUAUGGGCAAGAUUCUUGGUCCCCUGCUGCUCAACACCAGAUAUAGCACUUAGCUCGUAGUCAUGGGGUUGAUGAUCACGUGUGUGCAUCUGGCAUGUGGUGAAUCGGUUAUGUUCAAUAACCACUUCAAAAGCAGGAUUUAGGGAGAUUGAAGAUGUUUUAUAGUUUUUUAAACUAAAUUAAACUAAAUCCACUUACAUGUGGAUUGUGUUUAAGAUCCCUACAGUUGCUAAUUGUUGCUAUUGAGAGCAGUCUCUGCAAAAAUCUGGUGUUAGUGCUUAAAGCAGAAAUGAAUUUAAAUGUGUGUUUAGAAAGUUCUUGGAAGUCAUUUUCUCACUUAAGACUAGCUAUGUUUAAAUUUUAUUUUUUUAAGUAAUUUCUUAUUUAAAGUUUUUGUUAAAUUAAUGAAAUAAAAUGAUGAUAGCAUGACAUGUCUGCAACUGAAGAAAAUUUACUACUGUGAGUUACCAAAAUAUUUAGUUGGCAAAAAAGUCUGAUUCUUAAGUUUAUGAUAGCAUAUACUUAACACACUAUUUUGAAACUUUUAAAAAACAAAUUCAGCACAUGUGCUAUGAAAGCAUAAGUACAAACAAAUGGCAAUGUAAUGUAUAAUUUCAGUAUUAGAGGCUAAGAAAUAGAUUAAAAGAUUUUGAAGCCCCCAAAAUAACAUGGUUGGAAAGCUGUCAUCUGGUCAUUAGAACACUGGAGUAUCAAGACCUAAAAUUAAUUUUUGUCUCUUAAAGAAUGCUUUCUUUAAGCUAGACCCUUUAACCUCACCUCUGUGCUUCUGUUUUUAAACAAUCAUAUUUGCCUCUGAUAUUUGAAAGCACUUUUGUAAUUUUGAUGAUGAAAAGUGUUACCCAUGUACAGAUUAGCAUUAUUUAGGAAAUAAUUCCUCACAUACUGUGACAAAUCACUGCUGUUAUGUAUAGUAACAUGCCUUAAUUACAUUUAAUGCCUUAUAAUAUUACUUUGUGUAAGUAAAUACAAGUUUUAGAAUUAAAAUUAAGCAUUAUAUCAGAUGACCCCCAUGGGAUUCAGCACAUAGGCUAUAUAAAUUCGUCUCUACCUUCACUGUCAAGCACAUGUAAUUGGGUCAAGACAAAUCUUUGCCUCAGAGGUCUUUUGAAGAAAAUGGAUUAUUAAGCAAAAAUGAGUAGAAAGGCGCCCUUUUUUUUUUAAUGAUAGCAAAUUGUUUAUAUAGUGAUCUCUUGCCCUCAGUUUUUCAAAGAGAAAUGUCCAACUUUCCUGAAAUGUAGCAUCAAAUUGGAGAACAAAGGCCAAAGGUAGAUGGAUUGGUUGAAAGGGCUUGACAGUGCUACUAAGGUCUGUUAUGAGUCAGCCAGAGUCUGACUAAUAAAUAAGAAACAUUUGCAUACUGAUAACAGCAUUUAAUCUUUAAAGUAUGUGUUGUUAAAAUGUAACCAAAAUUAUUCAAUAGAAAUGAGAUUCAUGGAGUCUGGAUUGCUUGUUUUUUGUAUAAUAAAGUAUAUAC